Molecule: messenger RNA, 612 nt
Organism: Saccoglossus kowalevskii
Lineage: Eukaryota; Metazoa; Hemichordata; Enteropneusta; Harrimaniidae
Source: RefSeq, a predicted model, not a curated record
AUGGCAACGCAAGCAGCUCCGCGAAAGGCGAAGAUUACAGUCUACAUCGCACAAACCCUAGAUGGAUUCAUCGCCGAUUCCAAUGGUAAGGUCACUUUCUUAGAGUCAUACGAGGACACCACGGGAGAAGAAAAACCCGAUGACUGUGGUUAUGCUGAGUUCUAUGAGACUGUUGGGGCACUGAUCAUGGGUCGAACGAGUUAUGAGUUAGUUCGAGGCUUUGCUGACUGGCCUUAUAAAGGCAAGAUGUCUUAUGUCCUCUCGACGUCGGUCAUUGAUGACAUGCUCCCUGAUACAAAGUGCUUUCAGAUCAAAGGUCAACCUUCAGUUGACGAACAACUUCGCAAUCUCAUCGCUGAGAUAGAAAAAGAUCUGAAGGAGGGCCAGUGCAUAUGGGUGAUGGGGGGCGGUGUCACAAUCGACGCGUUUCUAAAGGCCAACCUAGUCGAUGAGCUCGAUAUAUUUGUGCUGCCGAUGAUGUUGGGGAGUGGUGUACCGCUGUUUCCAGUUCGCGGCGGAGGGGCGAGUAUCCAGUCUAAGUUAACCUUGACCAGAUUGGAAAAGCGGGCCAAGGGGAUUGCAAGAUUAACGUACGAUACCAAGGCCAAGUGA